AGACUUAUUCCCUAAUUGAUAGGCCUGCGUGAGUAGUGUGUACGUAAAUGUCAAAAGGAAAAUGGCUUCAUCCAAUUCCAUGGCUUCACUUGCCACUGAAAUUUGCAACCAGAUAUCCUCCAUAUUCUCCAAACCCAGUUCCCACCCACCAGUCUUGGACAUCUUAGUCAACGAGAUCUCCUCCGCCGUCGCCAGAAAUGGCCGAGUCUUUCUGUACGGAGUAGGGCGCGAGGGCUUAAUGCUCAAGGCCCUAUGUAUGCGCCUCUUCCACCUCGGCGUCUCCGCUCACUUCGUCUUCGACAUGACCACGCCGCCCAUACACGGUCCACAGGAUCUCCUCAUUUCCUCGGCGGGUCCGGGAGGAUUCUCCACCGUCGAUGCUCUCUGCUCCAUAGCCAGAUCGAACGGCGCUAGAGUGUUGCUGCUGACUGCUCAGCCGGAUACGGGUUCUUGCGUGAAGCACGCUAGCGUGGUGGGCCACGUGGCAGCGCAGACGAUGGCGGAUGAUGAGUCGGUGAAUAAAUCUCGGCCGUUGCUUCUGAUGGGCAGUGCUUAUGAGGGAGCUCUGUUUGUGCUGUUUGAGAUGGCUGUGUAUCGUUUGGGUGAGGAACUGAAACAGAGCCCUGAGCUCAUACGAAAUCGCCAUACCAAUCUUGAGUGAGGUUUCAGUGACAGACCAAGAAAAUGAAAAACAAAAGACUACAGCAUGAUAGAUUGGUGUGGUGUUAGUAUCAAAAAAGAGAAUGAAAUUAGGAUACUGUAAGACUUAUUAAUCUUUUCCCUCCUUGGACUGUGUAUUUACAACGUAAUAUUUAUCAAAUUACUAAUUCUAUCGUAA
Messenger RNA from Cannabis sativa, 838 nucleotides. RefSeq lists its product as uncharacterized. The transcript has 2 exons. Gene Ontology annotation, molecular function: isomerase activity; carbohydrate derivative binding. The record is from RefSeq and is a predicted model, not a curated record. The coding region runs from base 62 to 661 and encodes 199 amino acids. NCBI's taxonomy places the organism in Eukaryota, Viridiplantae, Streptophyta, Magnoliopsida, Rosales, Cannabaceae. Gene Ontology annotation, biological process: carbohydrate derivative metabolic process.